CCGACUGUCAGGCGAACCCAACUUCUUUUUAUUUUCUCUUUUACUUCUGUCCCUUUUUCCUUUUACUUGAAUUCGUUGGUCACUGAUGAUGGCUUCCAAGAGUCCUGCCAAGCCUGCUACUACAAAGCAAAGCGACAGCGCUGCUUCUCAUGAUAUCGGCUUGAUUUUUGUGCGCGAAUACUAUACUUUUUUGAACAAGAAGCCUCAACGUUUGCAUGCUUUUUACGGAACUGAUUCCGUUUUGGUUCGAGGCGAUGAAGGUGAUGCGGUUCGUUCGUAUCAAGGUCAAGAGGAAAUUCGUCAAAAGUUUGAAGAACUGAACUUUGAGGACUGCAAAGUCCUUGUCACUCAAUUGGACAGUCAAAUGUCGUCUGGUGAUGGUAUCAUUAUCCAAGUCUUGGGUGAAAUGUGCAACAAGGAUGGUCCUUCGCAGAAGUUUGCCCAAACCUUCUUCUUGGCUCCUCAACCAAACGGCUAUUACGUCCUCAAUGACAUUUUCCGAUUUUUGAAGGAUGAAGUGAAUAUCGAUUACUAUACCUGUGAUGAAGAGGAGGAGCAGGAACAGCAGCAACAGCAGCAGCACCACCAACAACCCUUGUCCGCUCCUGCUGACUCGAGUCGAGCCUCGGUGUCAGAAAAGCCCACACCUACAUUAUCAGUCGCGGAAUCUUACGAUCCCAUGGAAAUGGAUAGUACAGCAGCCACCACGGCUUCUACACCGGUCAUUGACUCUGUAUCGGUGGCAUCCGACAAGGUCUCCAAGCCCGAAUCUGUAACUCCCAAGCCAAGCCCAAUCACCGAGGACCAAAAGCCAAAGACGCCGGCACCCAAGGUUGCCGACAAGGAAGAGCAAACGCCAAAGAACAAGGUGGAAGAAGGGAAUAAACAGGUACCUGUAGAUGAAAAGAAACCAGAAACUGCGUCACCCACAUCGCAACAACCGAAACCUGCUCCCAAGCCAACCGCACCCAAGACCUGGGCUACCUUGGCAGCCAACGAUUCCAACAAAUGGGGUACCCAAGCAUCAGAAACCAAACUCCCGCCGGUGGCCGCAUCACCUACUCCACAACUACAGCAACCCGCCACACAAACCCCCGCUUCCCAACCCCAUCCCGCACAACAACAGCAACAACAACAACAGCAGCAGCAACCACAAUCACAAGGUCCACAAGGUCCACAAGGUCAUGGCGGACGAGAUCAACGCAGAGUAGUGAUCGAUGAGACCCAAAUUUUUGUCAAGAAUGUUAAUCAGAAUGUGACUGAGGACCUGCUUCGAGAGGCGUUUGCCAAGAACGGCACGAUCAAAUCGGUGACCAUGGCGUAUAACCGUAACUGUGCUUUUGUAGAAUUCGCUACUCCGGAAGCAUGUCAAAAAGCCCUUAGCCAACAUAAAGUAUACCUUAGCAAUGGCACCACGGUUUUAGCCGAAGAACGCCGUCACAACAAAGGCCAGUUCAAUCGACAACAACCCAAUGGCCCUGCAUAUGAUCGUCGCUUCCAGCAAAAUCGACGUGGAGGUGGUCCCACGCGUGGAGGCAGCAAUAAACCCCGCGGAAGUAGCGGCCCGAAAUAGAAUAAAAAAAACCCAAAAAAGCCAGCGACGUUAUUUAUCUUUGGCACGACGCAUUGUAAAUUCAAGUUUGCCUUUCUUUUUUUGAUUUUCUAUUGUGAGUUGGCUUAUUCAUGGCGGUUCCUUUUUUUUGGAGUGACUAUAGACUAUUUACUUAUCAUAAGCAGUUACUCCACGCGAACUGCAAUAAAGCAUAGCGAUACAGAUGGAUCGAAAUGUUUCUGUUUGACCCGGCGGGUCUUCGAUGACAUGUUUUACACAACAAUGGC
Molecule: messenger RNA, 1839 nt
Organism: Radiomyces spectabilis
Lineage: Eukaryota; Fungi; Mucoromycota; Mucoromycetes; Mucorales; Radiomycetaceae
Exons: 3
Coding region: 86-1573 (495 amino acids)
Biological process (GO): protein deubiquitination; ribophagy
Cellular component (GO): Ubp3-Bre5 deubiquitination complex; ribonucleoprotein complex; cytosol
Molecular function (GO): mRNA binding
Source: RefSeq, a predicted model, not a curated record